AGUCUUGGUCACCUGGUACUGUCUUUUGACCAAGUGCUCCGUUUGUUUGUGGAAUGAUAAUUAAGGUAGGAAAAGAAAAGAACUGAACUUUGGAGUAUGUUUCUUCGAACUUCCAAAUCUUAUACGACAAAUCAUGAACUCCGUUAAUAUUAAUGGGUUCCUCAAUCUUUUGCGCAUAAACUCUGCAUCUAGUUAUUGAACAUGGUUACAAGUUGAAACAUAGUUAUAACAUUAUUCUUAUUAGGCCCAAACUCUUUCUUGUUGUUCCAUUUUCUGCUUUCUAUAGAUCUUUCCAAAGCCAUGUCUUCGUCUGAUCUCUCCCACAACACCACCAACACCAACAAUGGCAACAGUAACGGCGGCGGCUAUUCAAACGAGGACGAGCAAGAUUAUCGUACCAUGGAGACCCAACUCGAAAAAUUGAGGAAAGAUCUCGAGUACAUAAACCUCAACUUCUCCAAAUUCAAGAAAUCUGCAGACGAAGUGGCUGCUGGCUCCAGGGAUCUCUUACUACACACACUCGACAAGUCCUUAGGCGAUUUAAGAGCCAAAGCUCUCACUCCGGCUUUAAAAGCCAAGCAAAAGACUCAACUAAAAUCCAGGAUUCGUGUACUCAGUGACAUUGUCAUCAAGUUAAAGCUUCACAUCCCUAAUCUCUCUACCAUUGCAUCCGCCGCUGGUACAAUUAACCGGGUCGAUGUCGGCUUCGGUUUAGAUGACCUCCAGGUGAUUGAUGAAUUGCCUGACUUACACUACAACACACUCUUUAAUCAAAGCUAUGCUUUUCAAGAUUUUAGGGACAUUUAUAGUAGUCUUGAUGAUAGAACGAAGUUGUGUUUGUUGUGUUUUGCUUUGAUUCCGGAGAAUGAGGUUGUGAAGAAGAGGCUUUUUGUGUAUUGGUGGGUUGGAGAAGGCUUUAGUAGUAGUACUAGUAGUAGUAGCCCCUUACAGGGGGGUGAAGAAAAGACGUAUGAGAAAAUGGGUGAUGAAAUAUUCCUGAAGUUAGUGAAGACCGGCUGUAUUGAGGCUGUGAAUAAGAAGCAUAGGCUGGUUGCGGAUACUUAUAAGAUGAAUCCUUUUAUUCGUUCCGCCAUGAUUGAGUUUGCCAAAGAAGCCAGGUUCUUUGAUUUUGAUGAGAAAGGGAAUCCCAUUGCUUUGAAUCCCACUGCUGAUUUUUCUACCUGUCACCGGGCAUGUUUAGUACUAAGUGACUCUUCUCAGAAGUUACUAAGAACUGGGUCUCGAUCAGAUGGGUCUCCAUUGGAUCAUGAGAAAUUGCAAACUAUAUUCAAUGUCAAUGAACCUUUUCCUGACUUUUUCAAGUUGGAGUGGUUCUCAAAGUUGAAGAAUGUCAAGGUUCUUUAUCUGGGGAGGUGGAAGAACUCGGCUAGUCAUCACAUUGAAGUAGAGAGUGGUGUAUUCUUAAAAGGGUUGAGAAGUAUGAAAUUUUUAAGGUUUUUCAGCCUUCAAGGAAUCUCUAGGAUCACAAAGCUUCCGGAUUCUGUGUGUAUGCUCUCAAGUUUGAGAAUCUUGGAUCUUAGAGCAUGUCACAAUCUAGAGCUGCUUCCCGAUGGGAUAGGCUCACUGAAGCAGCUGACACACUUGGAUAUAUCUGAGUGUUACUUGCUUGAAUACAUACCGGAUUGCCUUGCUCUCAGAACUCCUAGUCCUUAAAGGGUUUGUAGUUGGUGAUCGCAUAAGUGCAGAUUCGUGUACUCUUGGUGAGUUGUUAAAAUUGAGUAAGUUGAGGAAAUUGAGCAUCUACACAAACGUGAAGGUUUUUCUCACAGAUGAAGAGGUAAGCACUAUUCGACAGUUUAAGAAGCUUCAGAAGCUGACUAUUGUGUGGGGAGGUGGAGUAGACGGCCAUGCUAAGCAACUCACCAAGAGUACAUUUUCUGAGGGCCGGCACCCAGCUGGGUGCUGUCAUCUGAGGGCACGUAAACGCUUCACUAGAAAAUUAUUAAAAGCUGCCACCUUUAAGCAAGGACUAAGACCAGAAAUCCCAGAAGAAUUUAAGGAACUAGAGAAACUGGAUCUCCAGUGUUACCCUCAGAUGACUGCACCCAGCUGGUUGAUUCCUGACAAACUUGCCAAGUUAAAGAAACUGUACAUUAGAGGAGGAAAACUCCAAAAUCUGGGUCAAUUUAAAGAGAAUGAUAAGUGGAAAGUAGAAAUACUACGUCUGAAGUUCUUGAGUAACUUGAAGAUGGAUUGGAGUGAAAUCCGAGCAUCGUUUCCUGACUUAUUUUACUUGGAGAAAUUCAAUUGCCCUAAACUCACUCUGUUUCCAUGUGAUGAAAAUGGGUUAUGGUUGAAGCCAUUAAAUGAUCAAUGAAAUAAGAGCAGUUGCAAGACAUUGAAAGUCCAAGGCUUAAUCUGAGUGGUGAGAUGGAGCUUCACUUCCAGUUCACUGAAACUUGAAUCAGCCUGGUUGGACUGAAGCAAAGGAUCACCCAUUAUGGUCACCCAGGUCAGAAAGUCUUCCUCAAAUCUGAUCUUUCUGAUCCCACUCCACCGGGGGACUUCUGCUUUAUGCGCAAAAUGCUGUCUUUCCUCCAGUUGACUCGUUUUGUCGGUUAUGGUUCUUUUCCUACCAAAUGAAUUUUAUGUAUUCAUUCAAUUGUUCUUGUCAAGAUGAAUCACACAUCAAAAGUUUGUAAUGUUUCUGGCCUAUUUCGAA
Messenger RNA from Quercus lobata, 2683 nucleotides. RefSeq lists its product as uncharacterized. Gene Ontology annotation, molecular function: protein binding. Gene Ontology annotation, biological process: defense response to other organism. The transcript has a single exon. The coding region runs from base 301 to 1674 and encodes 457 amino acids. The record is from RefSeq and is a predicted model, not a curated record. NCBI's taxonomy places the organism in Eukaryota, Viridiplantae, Streptophyta, Magnoliopsida, Fagales, Fagaceae.